This is a messenger RNA of Acaulospora morrowiae, 1658 nucleotides long. Lineage: Eukaryota; Fungi; Glomeromycota; Glomeromycetes; Diversisporales; Acaulosporaceae. The record is from the annotation of a GenBank genome assembly.
AAACCGACGAUGAAGUAGAAGACACUCACAAAGCUGGUCCAAAAGCAAACGCGAGUCUGAUCGAUCAGGCAGUAGAAGUGAAAAAGCAGAAAAUGUUGGAAGAUUCGGUAAAAACGGAUGCCGAAAAAAAACUUGAAGAAGAAAAGGCAAUAAUGCAAGCAGUUUCUCAACGAAAGCUUCUAGCCUCAGAUCGAGAACUUGCAAAAGGAAUUAUUUAUACAGAGCCCAUGACAACAACGUGGCGACCACCUCGAUACAUAAGGGAGCAACCGCUAAAAGAACAUGAUGCUAUCCGUCAGAGAUAUCAUAUCCUUGUAGACGGGGAACAAAUUCCACCACCAAUUAAACAUUUUAGGGAUAUGAAAUUUCCGCCUGCGAUAUUAGAUUAUUUAAAAUCAAAAGGUAUCCACCGCCCAACACCAAUUCAGGUCCAGGGUCUUCCGGUCGUACUGGCUGGGCGGGACAUGAUCGGAAUUGCAUUUACAGGAUCGGGAAAAACUCUGGCAUUUUCUUUGCCGUUAGUCAUGUUUGCUCUGGAAGAGGAAUGUAAACUUCCGUUGAUCAGGGGUGAGGGUCCUAUAGGAAUGAUUGUCUGUCCGUCGCGUGAACUGGCACGUCAAACGUUCGAGAGUAUAAGCGCGAUGAUAGAACACUUAACGAGGGAUGGAUAUCCGAAAUUAAGGUCACUAUUGUGUAUUGGGGGUAUAUCUAUGUCAGAUCAAUGGCACACAAUAUCGGAAGGCAUUCACAUCGUGGUUGCUACGCCUGGAAGGUUAAUUGACAUGUUGGAGAAAAAGAAAUUCAAUUUGGAUUUGUGCAAGUUCCUAUGCUUGGACGAGGCUGACCGUAUGAUUGACAUGGGGUUUGAGGAUGAUGUUCGAACUAUCAUGUCGUACUUCACAAAUCAGAGACAGACAUUGUUAUAUUCGGCUACUAUGCCUAAAAAAAUUCAAGAUUUUGCAAGAUCAGCAUUGGUUAAACCUGUGAUUGUUAAUGUUGGUCGAGCAGGUGCCGCUAACUUAGAUGUUAUUCAAGAGGUGGAAUACGUAAAACAGGAAGCAAAAAUCAUGUAUUUAUUGGAAUGCUUGCAGAAGACUCCUCCACCGGUACUUAUCUUUGCUGAAAACAAAAAUGAUGUUGACGAUAUUCAUGAGUAUCUUCUCGUGAAAGGUGUUGAAGCCGUGGCAAUUCAUGGAGGAAAAAGUCAAGAGGAGCGUGAAUUUGCAAUCCGUUCGUUUAAAGAAUACAAAAAGGAUGUUCUAGUCGCCUCUGACGUAGCCUCAAAAGGAUUAGAUUUUCCAGACAUUCAACACGUUAUUAAUUACGACAUGCCUAAGGAAAUUGAAAAUUAUGUGCACAGAAUCGGACGUACAGGCCGAUCUGGAAGAACAGGCGUGGCCACCACAUUUAUUAACAUGAAUUGUUCAGAACAAAUUUUACUCGAUUUGAAACAUUUACUCAAGGAAGCCAAACAACGUGUUCCCCCUGUUCUUGAGGCUUUAGAUGAUCCGCUUAAGGAUUUAACAGGAGGAUGUACGUUCUGUGGUGGACUGGGUCAUCGGAUUUCAGUGUGUCCGAAAUUGGAUGCCCAAAGAAGACAACAAAUUGGAAAUAUCAGCCGUGGUGGUGGUGGUGAGAGAGGUGGCGGCGAAUAUUAA